Messenger RNA from Ctenocephalides felis (cat flea), 2362 nucleotides. RefSeq names its product anaphase-promoting complex subunit 4-like. Gene Ontology annotation, molecular function: protein binding. Bases 65 to 2362 code for a protein of 765 amino acids. The record is from RefSeq and is a predicted model, not a curated record. Gene Ontology annotation, cellular component: nuclear periphery; anaphase-promoting complex. The transcript is spliced from 3 exons. NCBI's taxonomy places the organism in Eukaryota, Metazoa, Arthropoda, Insecta, Siphonaptera, Pulicidae. Gene Ontology annotation, biological process: anaphase-promoting complex-dependent catabolic process; positive regulation of mitotic metaphase/anaphase transition; protein K11-linked ubiquitination.
AAAAUAUUUAUUUGUAUAUAGUCUUAAGUAUUAUUUUAAUUAUAAGAGUUUAAAAACUAACAAUAUGUCUCUUUAUGCUAUGAAAGAAAUAGAGGAAAGGAUAGUGGUCAAUGAAAUUGAUGUCACAUCCUGGUGCACUAGACUAGAUUUAAUGGCAAUAUCAAAUAAUAAAGGAGAAGUUGCUCUCCAUAGAUUAAAUUGGCAAAGAGUUUGGAAUUUGCCUCCUACGCUAGAAGGACAAAUCGUUCAAGAUAUAGUGUGGAGACCUGAUGGAAAAGUUAUAGCCGUAGCUUAUACUUCAGGAGAAAUCAUUUUAAUUGAUGUUGAAAACAAGGAAUUAGUUCAUAGCUUUACUGUUGAUGGUCAAAUAAGUUGUUUAAAUUGGUCUCAACAAGCUGAUCAAACAAAUCAAAAUGAUACAGCAGACGCCAACAAAAGUUCUACAGAAACAAUACAUGAUCACACCACAUUUUUACCAAGAUUACCAUCACUCUCAACGAGCUAUUCAAAUAAAAAAGUAGAAAUGAGUUCUGAUUCAAAAUAUCUUAAAGACCAGACUACUUUGAACAUAUUAAUAGUUGGUCUUUUAAAUGGUUUAGUAUACAUUAGUGUUUUUGGACUAUUUCCUUGUGGAAUUAUCGACCUUAAAAAAUUUACCAAACAUGAAAAUCCAGUAGUAAUUGAUGCUAAAUUGUCAGAAUCAUUCGAGUAUAUGUAUGUAUCUUAUAAAGCAGCUAAUAAAGUAAAUACUGUAAUUCUUAAAACUUCUACACUAAAUAUUUAUUCCAAAGAACUUCAUGUAUUAGCACUAAAGCAUGGUCACAUAAUUCACUUAAUGUACUAUAUGCAAAAUACUAUUAAUUGUAUAGUAGAAGCUUGGGAAACGGCAUUAUUAGAAAUGGAUAAAAAGUUAGAAAAAUAUUCUGCGUGCGUACCAGAAGGUGGUGUUUCAGCAGACUUUUUAGAUUUAUUGAUGUUUGGCACAGCAUCAAUAGAAUUGCAAGCAUUCCUUUUGCAUGAUUUAACAGAGAAAGGACUGAAAAAAAUGGGAGCAUCUAUUGAAAUUAGCUAUUCUACUAUACAAAAAUUGGUCUUAAAAAAUUUGAAUACUGUUGGACAAGCUUUGGUGUACCACAUAUCAGAUUUAAGAGGAAUGGCUAGAUUAACUUACAUUUAUGAGGCUUUAGGAUUGAAUGAAAAUUUAGUUACACAAGCCUUGAAAGACAUUGGUUCAUUUCUGGUAAAAAUUGGUGAAGUUCAGCAGGUUAUAGAUCACUCCAUGAAAAAUUACAAGGCAUUCUUUCGCUGGCUUUAUGUUGUAAUUGUUAGAUUAAUGGAUGAAAGAGUGCCUCAUGAUUUUGCAGAAAUGUCUCAACAGGAAAUUAAAUAUAUAGCUGAGUUUUUGGAUAAUAUUGAUGGUUAUGUAGAAAAUCCAAACAAUAAAGAUGAAACAAUAAAAGUGCGUCCAUUUAAUUUGGAGCGACUAGGCCAAUAUUUAACAGACAACUAUUUAACCAUUCCUCCUGUUUUUGACAAAAAUCCAUGGCAUGAAUUUUUGAAACAAAAUUCAUGCUUAUCAAUGCACUCAUCUAUAAUUGAACAUCACGAAAAUCACUCUUUAAUUCAAGAACACAACCAGUUCAUAAAGUCAAUUCAAAAAGUAUUUGAAAAGCCACUUGAAUUAAUUGGAAGCAACUUUAUAAAUGAGGGUAAUAUUAACUUUAUUGGAUUAUCCGACUGUGAAAACCUACUUGUGGAUCAAGUCAAUAUCCCCGGAAAAGGCUCUGUUUUAAUAGCUUGUAUGGACAAAUCAGAAAAUGAUGAUGGAUUAUACAUUGUUCAAUAUGAUGUUUCAAGUAAAGAAACAAAAGCAGUGUGUGUCCAUUUUAAACCACCAUCUUCAUUUAGUGAUAGUAAAUUGCCAAAAAAUUUACCCAAUUUAAAGCCCGUAAAUAUGCAAUUCUACUCAUCUGAGAUUUGUUCAGUUUUAUUGCACCAACAAACAGUGAAACAAAACUGCAUAUUUCUACAAUUAAAUAUACUGAUGCUAAAAGAUAAAUUUGUAAAUAUUAAAAAUAUCAAUAAAGAGACUGGAACGAUAAUUGUUGAAAAAAAUAUGCUUCCUAGAUAUAAUGCUUUUGAUAUAAUAGACGCUUGUAGUAUAAGAUUGAUUGAAAACAUGUUAUGUAAUGACUUUGCAGUAUCAUCGACUAGAAAAGUUGCAAUAUUAAUAUCUCAGACCAAAAAGAAAAUAAGAAUAUAUGAAAUGGAGGUCGAAGAUGAUGAAGACGAUGAAGAUUUGGAAUUUUCAAAAGACAGUGAUAAUAGUUUAAUUAACACAUCCAAAGUAUCUGUAAGCUAA